AAAAUAUAUCUACCAUAAUUUCAGGUAACAGAAAAUAAACAACUUAAAGAGAUAAAAAAUGCAAACAGGAAUGAUGAAACAAUGCAAACAGGACAGGUUUAUGUUAAAGAUAAAACAUUUUUUAAACGUCAAUUGAACUAAUUAAUUUAAACUAUAAUUAAAAUUUAAAUUCUAUCUGUUCCUCCAAUGUUUGACAACACUUUAUGAAAGAAUUUUAAAUGCUUUUCAAUGUGUUAAUUACUGGAUUAACUACUUUAUUAACAGCUAAUACAAGAAAACAUCGAAAGUACAAUCAGCCAUACUCAAGCAGUUGAUUGUAUUCGCCAAAAUAAGGAAAUAAUCACGCAUUAUGAAAAAGCAGGGAGUAUGGUUCGUCGUAAAGUUAAGUGUCCUAAAUGUGGAGAGUCAGUUGUUAAUUUAAAAAGACAUUUGACUUCAAGAAAACAUAAUUGGGACAAACUUAAAGCAUCAAAUGCACGAUUAAACUUCGGACUUAACUUAAAACGAAAAAUUAUUUCACCCUCAAAAAGGCAUUCUAAAGUGCAAAAAUAUAAAAAAAAAAUAUGUCCGAUGAAUUUUUGUACAAAAGAAGUUCAAAGACUUGGAAACCAUUUAAGACAAUUCCAUAAACUUUCAAAUGAUGAUGUGAAAAUUAUGGUAGCUAAAGCUGUUAAUGUCUAUGAAAAAUCAAGCAGCGAAUCCGAGUUUGAAGAUCACCCAGAAGCAUUGGAUUCAAAGAUUCCAAGUCUUGAACCUUAUUUUGAUAGAGAGGUGUUUAAACAAGGUGAACAUUUUUUAAGUUCAUCAACAGAAAGUGAUGAAGAUUGGUUGGCUUCACAAUAUAUUGCCACUAGGUUUAAUGGAAGAGAUAAUUCAAAAUGCAGUGAAAAUACUAGUAGUGAUACUUGUUAUUCUAUGUCUGACGAUUCAAUUGAAUCUGCUGAUUUUGAAGAUUUACCUGACAAAUUUUACAUGACAUCUUGUUCAGAAGAUCAGCUUAUGAAUGAUUUUGUCGAGUGGCUUAUUAGUAUUGAUGGGGGUCGCAAACCGAAAAGAAGUGCCUUAAAACACAAAGGUAUCAUACUGGGCAUUGUCAGGCAUGCAGGCGAUUAUGAUAUUAAUUAUAACAAUCUUAGUUGCCAUUCAUUUUUAAAUUCAUGGAUGGUUAAGCUUAAUAAAGAAAAUAAAAAACCUGGGACAAUAAAAACAUAUCUUAGCUCGAUAAAACAUUUUUUAGAUUUUUGUAUCAUUAAGGAACAAACAGAUAUCAUUACAAUUGAAAAACAUACAAAAAUUAAAACACAGAUAUCAAAAUGGUCAAAGACCUUAUGGAAGUCUAUUCAAGAACGCCAGCAUGAAAAAGAUAGAAAUGAUUUUGACAAUUUUCCAACUCCUGAAGAAAUUGCUAUUUUAGAUAAGUCAGACCUUGUUUGUGAAGCUAACAAAAUUAUUAGUACAAGCAAUAUUAAUAAAGUUACAAAAACUACAUUUUGUUUAGCCAGGGAUUACCUUAUUACUUAUAUUAUAUGUGACAACGCCUCUCGUCCUGGUGCAAUAAGCAACAUGACCUUGAGUGAAUUUAAAAAAGCCUUGGAAAAGAAAGAAGGUUUUAUUGUUAGUGUAGUUAAACAUAAAACUAGCUAUAAAGGGCCAGCUAAUAUAGUGCUAAGUCAUUCUUUAUAUUCAAAAGUUAACAAGUACAUUAAUUUUAUGCGCAAUAUGCUUUUUGGAGUAUCGAAAACUGACGAUUCUCAUGUAUUUUUAUGUUGGAAUGGUAGUUCCAUUUCUUCAUCGAUGCUAUCUGCCCAAUUUACGUCUUUUUUGCAUAAGGGUACUGGUAAAUCUAGUAUUACUCCAACAAUUUUUAGAAAAUUCACCACAACAUUGGUUCAUGACAAGCAUCCAGAGUUAAAACAAAAUACUGCACAUUUGCUAUGCCAUGAUUUAAGAACAGCUGAACGAUCAUAUGAUAAAAUUGAUAAGAGAAAUAAAGCUGCAGAAACAAGUAAGAAGCUUCGAGAAAUUGUGAGAGAAACAGAAUUAUCAGAAGAUCAAGGAACUUCAUUGAGCUCAAUUUUUGAGUCAGAAAUUAGUAUGGGCAGAGUAACAUUAUCCGAUGUUAGAAACAAAUUUAAUCAGUACUCACUUGGUGAUGUAUCAGAUUCAAAAAAGGUAAAAAAAGUUUUAGAUAAUGUUCGUUAUCUUGUUAAAAAAAAACAAGUCUCUGAAGAUGAUUCAGAUUUUCUUUGCUCAGAUUUUGAAUUUUAUAAUAAAAAAGAUGGUAGCCUUCAAUCUUAUGAAGAGAGCAACAUCAUUGCAGGUUCUUCUACUUCAUCAUUAAAUUUAAUAAAACGUAAUCGGAAGGAGUUUAGUCAAGCUGAUUUAAUAUUAGUUCAUACAUAUUUAAAGGAAUUUAUUCUUUCAAAAAAGCCAUUAAUUAAAAAUGAUGUAAAAGCACAUUUGGAGUCAGUGCCUGAGUGCAAACAGUUGUUAGAAAAAUUUGGUGUGAAAUCUUUAUUAGUUAAAAUUCGCACUGAAAAAGGAAAACUUUAAUAUAUUCAUAAUAUAUUCAAUUCCUAAUUUUCUUUUGUCGUUUUUAGGGUUAAAAUAACAUAUAUAUAAA
Molecule: messenger RNA, 2623 nt
Organism: Hydra vulgaris (swiftwater hydra)
Lineage: Eukaryota; Metazoa; Cnidaria; Hydrozoa; Anthoathecata; Hydridae
Source: RefSeq, a predicted model, not a curated record